UUUCAUUUCCUCUCCAUUCAGAGUUUCAUAUAUUAAAAAAACCUAUUUUGGGUUGAUCCAAAGACAGCCAUGGCUUUCGGAGCGAUGGAGGCUGCAACUUCCAUAAUCCCAUCUUAUCCUUCGCCUUAUCCCAAAUCACAGUCCUUCAAUGGACCUUUGUACUCUUCAAUUAGCUUCCGCAUUUCCCGUUCUGCCCCUGCGGCUUCUCUGAAAUCCACUCUUUCCGGCCACCAUCUUCUUCCACCUUCACGGCCCACCGGAAACCAUGGCUUCCAAUUGCACGCGGCUGCGGAAAGUGUAGCCGUAGAGGCACCGGUGGAAAAAUCCCUAAAGGCCCCGAACAAAAGAAAGCUUUUUGUGCUCAACUUGCCCUGGUCUUACUCUGUUGCUGAUAUAAAGAAGCUGUUUGGUGAAUGUGGAUCUGUUGAAGACGUUGAGAUUAUAAAGCAUAAAGAUGGGAAAAAUAGAGGCUUUGCAUUUGUGACAAUGGCUUCUGGGGAAGAAGCUCUGGCUGCAAUAGAGAAAUUUGACGCUUAUGAAUUGGUUGGUAGGAUUAUCAGAGUACAGUUUUCCAAGAAGUUUAAAAGACCUCUUCGAAAAGAUCCUGUGAGCCUUCCACAGGGAGAAACUCGAUAUAAGCUUUAUGUGUCCAAUCUUGCAUGGAAAGUGAGGUCCACCAAUCUUCGGGAUUUCUUUACUUCUUCUGACUUCAAUCCUGUUUCGGCUAGAGUCGUAUUUGGUAGUCCUUCAGGAAGUUCAGCUGGAUAUGGGUUCGUGUCUUUCGCAACAAAAGAGGAAGCAGAAUUGGCAAUUGCUUUACUAGAUGGGAAGGAAUUGCUGGGAAGACCAAUUCGUUUGAAAUUCAGUGAAAAGAUGACUGAGGAGGCAGCUUCUGAAAGCAAAGAAGAUGAAUCGAGCGAACAACAGCACCAAGAACCUUAGCUUUUUUAUUCAUUUUUUUGGAUAAAGUAGGAAAACAGAUACUGACAAAUGAUUAACUUUGUCUCACGGUGGACUAGAGGUUGCUGGACAAUUUUGCAACGACUUUCAUGAUUUCGGGAAGUUAUACAAUUGGACAAAAUAAUAAGUCAAGUCGAGUUCUGAAUGAUCUCUGUUGAAGAUGAUAUUGUCCUAAUGUUGUCACGCCAAAGCUUAACUACACUGGUCCUUCAAGGCUUCAAGUAGGUAUUGCAAUUUGUUUGUUCGAAUUUUCACGAGCUCCAAGGUUGCGAUGAAGAUCGUGUAUCUCGAUACUCGGUUUUUGCUUCAAAGGAUAUGAAGACCGCCUCUUUUCGGCAAUAGGUUGUUUCAAAGGAUGGUUAGACGCCUCCUUUUCGGUGAUAGGUGAGACAACUCGGACAUGAAUCUUUGCCAAAAUCGAGUUUAUGAUACGCCCUUUUCGACAAUAGGAUUUUGCGAUAAAACUCUAAAAGAAUUCUAACACAAGAGGUUGGUGAUUGAUUUUUCAUUAAUUCAAGACAUGGACAUCUGUAUGAGUGUGUAUCGAUUCAACAAUUGAAUGUGUGUCGAGGUCGAUUCUAAAAUGGUGUGGGCACGAGUUGCGAUGUACCCUACAAUACCAUAUCAUCAAAACUUCAAAACAAGAUUUUGUUAAUUUAAUACAAAUCCACUUUGGUUAAGAGAUAAAUUGAUUUGAC
Molecule: messenger RNA, 1658 nt
Organism: Striga asiatica
Lineage: Eukaryota; Viridiplantae; Streptophyta; Magnoliopsida; Lamiales; Orobanchaceae
Source: the annotation of a GenBank genome assembly